This is a messenger RNA of Effrenium voratum, 2124 nucleotides long. NCBI's taxonomy places the organism in Eukaryota, Dinophyceae, Suessiales, Symbiodiniaceae. The record is from the annotation of a GenBank genome assembly.
AUGAUCACAGGUCGCACCAGUCGCCUGAUCCCCACCGCUGUGCUUUGGAUUUCGCAGCUCUGCUCUUGCGCGGCUACGCCCAUGCCUUACCUGGGAGAACCCUGUGCCCUGCUCUACUAUAACAGCGCGAAGGUUUCCGGUCUGGAAACCUCUUGCGAGUCUGGGUCCGGGGGACACCCAUGGGAGGGCAACCACAACCGGCACGCAGUGUGCUUUGCAACUGCUGCCAACGACCACCAUCAUGCUCGCCUCUAUCGAAUCGGGGAAGCACACAACCCUGGACCAACCUGGCCGCUCCCUCCCACUGAGGAGCUUCUGGCUGUGGGUACCACAAACCCCUCGGGAUUGAACGGCAAGGAGGACCUCCAAAUCCAACAAGGCCCAGGAAUUUGGCAUCUCGCCGAAACACAACUGUCCCAUGUCACGGGACCCAUUGUGCGCAGAAAACUCGCGCAGCUCGGCCGUGCCCAACAGCGGCAGGUCCGAUGCAUUGAGGGUGCUCCUGCUCCGCUCAGAGCGCACUCCCACUGGGCUGGAUCAUGGACUGGAGUGCUCAUCGCUACAGACCUUCCAGCACGACCCCUCACUCUGCCCUGGGACGCCGGCGUCUUUGAGACCGGCAGAGUCACCACGGCCAGGCACAUCUUCGACGGUGUGCCUAUCACUACGACCGCCGUAUACGGCUUCCCACCGGGCCCAACUUACCCGGACGCCCGUGCUCUCACAGAUCGCCUGUUAGCCACCAUCACACGUGAAAUAGUGGUCGGACUCCAAGGAGUCCGGGUUGUGGCUGGAGACUUCAACCACGAUGAGUCUACCCUACCACAAAUCGCCCUCUGGAAGCAACACGGCUGGGUAGAGGCACAGCAGCUUGCCUUGGCCCUUUGGCAGCAACAGCCCCAGCCAACGUGCAAGGGUGCCACCCAACGGGACCUGAUCUUUCUUUCGCCCGAGGCAGCCGCCUUGACACAACGCGUCCGAAUAAAAGACGUUUACAUGGAACACUCCUCGGUCAUCGUCGAUCUGUGGACCAAGGCCCAGCAGCAACAAAUUCGAAGGUGGCGACAACCAGCCGCCAUCCCAUGGGGCUCCAUCAACAUCCCAGGAUGGCACUCCGCUAGCCUUGCCCCCGUCCAUGAACAGGAGACAUCCACUGCGUGGUACCAGCAUUUUGCCUACUCCUUUGAGAACUCCCUCAACGGCUACGUAGAGCUGGACCACAACAAAGACCUGCCUCGCCGCUGCAAAGGGCGUGCCAAGUGGACAGAACCUGAGCAAGUCGACACCGACCGGCUUCUUUGCCCAGGGCACGGCAUUGAGCAGGACUCCUUUGUCACUCACAUCAAUGACAUCCACUCGAGCUCAUCGAGUUGGAACACCUCAACCCGGCUAUCCAACGAAGAGCUUACGAGAAUUGCCAGCUUCGUCCAAGCCUACAUCCCCAAGGGCCACUUCCCAUGUGAGCCCAUCACGGUCUCAAUGUGGGACGACACCCUCAAGAAGUACCGCCCACACGCUGCUAAAGGAGCCGACGGAUUUGCACUCCAGGACCUCCGCCAGAUGCACCCGGGCCACAAGCAGCAGCUUGUCAAAUGGCUCAACAGCCUCGAGGACGGCCAAACCACUUGGCCCAAACAGCUACUUCAGGGCACAGUCAGCUGCAUCGCCAAGACCGCCAACUCCAAAGCAGCAGACAGUUACCGCCCAAUCGUCAUUUACAGCCUGAUCUACCGCACUUGGGCGGCAAUCCGCUCAAAGACCAUCCUCAAGGGCGUCAGCCACUUGAUCCACGACACAGCAUAUGGUUUCAUGCCUGAAAAGGAGGCCAUGCAAUAUGUCUUCGCCAUGCAAGCACUUGUUGAGCUUAGCGCCCAAGCCGACCACUCGGCCGACGGACUUUGCGGAUUCGCAGUCGACCUGCAACGCUGCUUUAACAACCUUCGCAGGGAACCAGUCGCCCUCAUCGCGAAGGCCCUUGGCAUCUCGGACAAGGUCCUCAAUCCCUGGCUUGACUUUUUGCACAACAACCAGCGGCGCUUCGUCGUCCGGGGCAGCCUUCGUCGUCCGGGGCAGCCUCCUCCCCCAUCGGAUCUUCUGUCGGAUUCCCCGAAGGAUGCCCUUUGA